Schistosoma turkestanicum is the source of this 2447-nucleotide messenger RNA. The record is from the annotation of a GenBank genome assembly. NCBI's taxonomy places the organism in Eukaryota, Metazoa, Platyhelminthes, Trematoda, Strigeidida, Schistosomatidae.
CAAAAUUGUUGUUGUUACCAGAAAUUAGUGCAUUUGCAUAAUUCUUAUUUGAUGCCGAAUCCAUCAAAUUAAUUUUUGAUGACAAACACUUCUCGAUAAAGUUUUGAUACAUCUGGAUCCAAAAGUUUCCCAACGAUUGUUCAUCUAUGAUUAUGUUAUGCCGUAAAAAGCAAGGCAGAAAAAGAAUAAGACUUUCAGAUGACAUUUCAGGGAUUUGUAUUUUGAUGAUUUUAUACAUUUUGCAGGGUAUACCAAUUGGUUUGUCUGCAUCUAUUCCAUUUAUGCUACAAUCAAGUUAUUAUACUGGAAGUUAUCAAGCACAAGCUACAUUUUCAUUAGUAUUUUGGCCAUUUUCAUUUAAAUUAGUUUGGGCGCCAAUUAUUGAUUCAAUUUAUAGUACACAUAUUGGACGUAGAAAAACAUGGCUUAUUCCAACACAAUAUGCUAUUGGCAUUGAAUUGAUUAUUUUAGCGAAUUAUAUUAAUCAUUGGUUAGGACGUGAUCCAAACAAUCCAUGGAGUCCAUUGGGUACACAUCAUUCAAUUGAUAUUAUAAGUUUAACAAUUGCAUUUUUUGGAUUGACAUUUCUUGCUGCAACACAAGAUAUUGCUGUAGACGGAUGGGCUAUAUCAAUUUUAUCCAAGAAAAAUUUAGGCUGGGCAUCGACAUGUAAUGUUGUUGGACAAACAAUUGGUUAUGUGACUGCAUUUAUUCUAUUUUUAUGCUUAGAAUCGCCUAAUAUUUCAAAUAGUUAUCUUCGAUGGACACCUAUUGAAGGUAAAGGAUUGAUUACUUUUUCUGGUUUCCUUUAUUUUUGGGGAGUUACUUUUAUGGUGACUAAUACAUUGUUAGUGUUAUUUAAACAUGAAAAUGGAUCAAAAUUGGACAGUGAAUUUAGAAAUUGUUUAAAUGAUCUAUUUGGUAAAUUAUUCAAACGAAUAACAUUAUCGAAUUCACCGGAAUCACAUCAUCAAAAUCAUAAUUGUACACACAAUAAUAAUAAUAAUAAUAUUAGUAAUAGUAAUAAUAAUAAUGAUAAUUCAACAUUUCGUACUGACAUCAUUAUAUCAGAUUUGAAUAAUGCCAAUUCACCUUAUCAUGAACAAAUUCAUGAAGAAAUUGAUGAUGUAAAAGUAUCAUUAAAUUCAAAAAGUUCCUAUCAAACAAAAAAUCACUAUCUACAAGAAAUUAAACCAGCAAAAGAUACAACGAAUCUUGAAUUAAUUUGUAGAACAAAUCAAAUUUCACAACAUCAUGCAACAAAUUAUCAAAGUAAUUCUAUCAAAACUAAACCAACUAAUGUGAAUGAAUAUUUGACUGAAUGUCUUCAAGCCAGCGGUAAUGAUGAUACAAACGAAAUUGAUCGAAAUCAUACAUCGAAUAAUAAUAAUAAUAAUCUUAAAAGAAAUAGUUCAACAGAUAAUAAAACUCAACAAGAGAUUGAUCUAUCACUUAUCGAUACAUAUCGAGUUAUGUUUGGUGUGAUUCGAUUGAAACCUGUUUGGCAAUUUUUAAUUUUAUUAACUACUGUCAAAGUUUGUCUUGCUGCACCAGAAACCAUUUUCAGCCUAAAAUUAAUUGAACAUGGAUUUCCAAAAGAACGUUUAGCACUUUUCGGUGUUCUAUUAAUGCCAAUACAAGCUAUCCUACCAUUAUUGAUAACACGUUGGACAAAUGGACCAAAACCAUUAGGAGUAUUUAUAAUUGCUUUCUUACCAAGAUUACUGGUGAGCUCUUUAACAAUUCCUAUUGUUUAUUAUACACCAUACUUUAGAAUUAUUCCACUGAAUCAAACACAAAUUCAUUUCAUUCAGCUAAAUCGAAGUGAUUUCACUAAUUCCAUUGCGACAACAAAUUCAACACAAAAUUCUACAAUCAAUCCAGUUAAAGAUAUGACUUAUUCAUUUACUUGGUCAUUUUAUAUAUUUUUAUUAAGUAAAUUAUUUAUUUAUUCAAUUAUAUCAAGUAUAAUGAUGGUUGUACAAGUAGCAUUUCAUGCUAAAAUCAGUGAUCCAGCUGUUGGUGGAACAUAUAUGACCUUGUUGAAUACAGUGUCUAAUAUAGUGCAUCAUGUUCUCAGUUCAAAUAAUGCAUUAUUGAAUAAUACAAUGAAUAACAAUAGUUAUUCAUUUUUUGACAAAGAAACAAUAGUAAAACAAUAUAAUGCAACUUGUAAACUACCCCAUGGAAUUAAAGCAUGUGAAACUAUUCACGGGACAUGUGUUACACAAUUAGAUGGAUUUUAUCUAGAAGUGGGAUUAUCAGUUCUGUGCGGUUUAAUUGUUUAUCCAAUUCUUCUAUAUCCAAUGGCUAAUCGUUUGGACACUUUGCCAAGUUCAGCUUAUUCAUUUCGAUUAACUGGUGUUGGUUGUUGUUCACGUCAGAUACCACGUAAAAUCCCCAUCAAUGAAAAUGAAACGGAAUGUUCUCAAUUGAGUGCUUGUUAA